Molecule: messenger RNA, 2477 nt
Organism: Pteropus alecto (black flying fox)
Lineage: Eukaryota; Metazoa; Chordata; Mammalia; Chiroptera; Pteropodidae
Gene: GET1
Product: tryptophan rich basic protein
Exons: 5
Coding region: 113-637 (174 amino acids)
Biological process (GO): tail-anchored membrane protein insertion into ER membrane
Source: RefSeq, a predicted model, not a curated record
AGUGCGCAGGCGCGGCGGACGCGCGCGGCCCGCUAGGCCUCGCUGUGCGGGAUCGCGGGCUCGGUCCCCAUGGAGCUGCCGUAGCGGAGCUCGCGCGGUCGGGGCACCGGGGAUGAGCUCCGCGGAGGCCGACGGCUGGGCGUGGCUGCUGGUGCUCAGCUUCGUGUUCGGGUGCAAUGUCCUCAGGAUCCUUCUUCCGUCCUUCUCCUCCUUCAUGUCCAGGGUGCUGCAGAAGGAUGCAGAGCAGGAGUCCCAGAUGAGAGCCGAGAUCCAGGACAUGAAGCAAGAGCUGUCCACUGUCAACAUGAUGGAUGAGUUCGCCAGAUACGCCAGGCUGGAAAGAAAGAUCAACAAGAUGACAGAUAAGCUCAAAACUCAUGUGAAAGCGCGGACAGCUCAAUUGGCCAAGAUAAAAUGGGUUAUAAGUGUUGUUUUCUACAUAUUACAAGCUGCCCUGAUGGUCUCGCUCAUUUGGAAGUAUUAUUCUGUCCCUGUGGCUGUGGUGCCGAGUAAAUGGAUAACUCCGCUAGACCGCCUGGUGGCAUUUCCCACCAGAGUAGCAGGUGGUGUCGGAAUUACCUGUUGGAUUUUAGUCUGUAACAAAGUUGUGGCUAUCGUGCUUCACCCUUUCAGCUGAAAAAGAAGAUGAAUACAGCUAUGAUACUUUUAAACAUGGAUUUUCACUUAGUUUAAAAAUCUGAUUUGUACUUUUUUUUUUUUUUUUUUUUUUAAGAAACGAAAGCACACAGGUUAGUUCUUUUGUUGAACCUGUUUGUUUUUGGACUUUAUGUGAGAUCCUUAUAAGAACGACAGUUUGUACACGUGUCAUUGAGCCGGGAGGGCCUGUGUACCGGCCAGCAGAGUGCCAGGUUUGUGCUAAGAAGUGUGUGAUGUGAGGGGCAUGUACACGUUACUAGCGAUUUGCACUCUUGGCGUAUUUUAAAGGUCACAUGGCUAAUUGGAAAGUCAAAAUUUUCUAAUAACUUAAGUCCUUCAAAGACUUCGUGUUAUUUUUAAUCCAGAUUAGAAAGCAACUUAAUAUUACUACUAGAAUUUGAAAAUUUGUUUUUUUUACCUCAUGCGGUACUACUAAGAGGAUAACACUAACUGACAUCGCCUGUGCUUUUUUCUUCUGUUUAAAAUGUCGUUUGUCAGGCAAGCCUUUGUGUAGUAUUAUCUACUUAUUUGAAGCUGUUAAUUUUUCAUAACCGUGUUUUGUAAAUAUGUUCACGAGACCACAAUGCAUUGCUUUGUGCUUAAAUUGCAUGUUUUGUAUUUAAAGCAUUUCCAAUGAAGUAUAUUUUAUAAGCAUUUAAUAUUUAUGCUUCAUAGAAUGAAACAAAGAUAAAAACUAAACUAGGAAGCCUGAUUAAAUUAAUUUAAAUGGAUACGUGUUGCCCAUAAAGUUUAAUUUUGCUAAAUAUUUUUAAAUAUACCUUUUCUAAUUAAAAUCUUUGCAAGUACUUAUGCGACUUCCUUCCUUACAGCCACUUAGUUGCUAUGACCAAUCUGUAACUGAUGAGUGGCAGGGGACUUUAACCAUGAACUAAGUGGCCAUGUUAAAGCUAAAUUCUAUCGCUAGUUUUUAAAAGAUCAUAUUUGUAUUCUCGCGUUCCCCAAUAAUCUAAUACGUAGCUCAUUAUUUCUGUUAAUUGUACUGCGAACAGACAAAAUGCUGUGCUUACUUUAGUUUAUUGUUGUGAGAAUGGGUUUCAGGUCCCCCUGACCAUUCAGACUAAGCUGGCACCAAGUAGACAUGGCUUUAGGAAAGGCUGCAGGUCAGGGAACACAGCUGUAUUUAUAGCUUCCUGGGGGACCUGGACCCCCAGCUUCCACUGCCCCAGUCUCCUCGCAGGGCACAUUCUGGCCACAGGGGGUGAGAAGGCAACCUGGCCGCGAGAUGACAGCAGCACAGGGAGGCUGUGGGGUCUGGGGUCCCUCAGAGGCCACAGGCCUGACAGCCAGUUUCAGUUGCUGCAGGCAUAAAUGUCCCGGGGUGCAGGCGCAGAGGGUGGCCAGGCGCAGCCUGCAGGGACGUCCUGGGAACACUACUCUGUAGGAGGGCUCUCUGAUGAGACCCUUACUUAGCUCCUGAGAAUACGUUCUUUUAGUUAAUACCGCAGAAAUUGUGAGAAAUAUCACUGAGGCUAGAGGAAAAGACUCAGCGUUCACAGCUGUUAACACCUUCCACGUACAUUAAUAGUUCGUGAGGAUUAAAUAGGGGAAAUGUAACUGUCAUGUUUCAUAUCAUGGUAGGUUUUCAAACGCUGUUUGUUUUUAAGUAGGUAAUAAACGUGGUACUGAAUUCAAAAGAUACAGAAAGGGAUACACUGAAAGGUAUUUUCCUACCCUUUACUGUUAUGUCACCUAAUUUUCCAUUGUUACCCGUUUCUUAUGAUUCUUCCAAUGAUAUUCCACACAUUUAUGGAUGUUGGUAUGUGUGCUUUUAAAAUAAAAUUCUUUUAAAAUUAUUAUAA